UUCUCCAAGCCUUUAUCUCUUCCGACCAUCUCUAGGCGAAACCCUUUGGUACCAGAAGUGGAGCCACACGCAUCUCUGCUCCGUCUGUCUGUCUCGCUCCUGCCACCUUCCGCACCCCUCCUUGGCUUCUUUGCCACUCCGGGAGGGGUGGGAGGAGGAACUGCACUUUCUUUUUAUGCAUGUGAGCGUACCUUGUCCUGCACCGCCGUUAUCUCUCACAGCCGCUCCGAACCCGCGCCGAGAUUUUCGUUUAUUUCGUUUUGUUUUUCUUUUUCAGCGUUCGUAUAUUUUCCUUUAUUUUUCACUCGAAAGAUGCAGGAGAAGUUAGGAAGCUCAGGGACGGAUGGGGGUUUCGUUUAUCUUUUUUUAUUCUCCCCUCGCCAGUUCUUGAAGGACCAGAAGAAGAACUAAACCAAACAUUCAUUUUCCGACGGCGUCUCCCCCGCUUCUGCCCCUCUCCGCCGGACCGGUGAAUUAACAAAACCUCACAUUACAACCCCCACCCCCCAAAAAAAAAGAAAAAAAAAAGAAAAAAAAAAAAGAAUAGAGAAGAAAAGAGGGAGCGACGCAUUGUUACCCCGACCCGCGGCGUGCCUGUGCGCCGGGCCGCGGCGGAACAAAGCCGGCAGCGCCGCCGGGCUCCGCGCCCCGGGCUCCGCGCCCCGGGCCCCGCGACCGGCCCGGCCCGGCCCGGGAGCGGCGGGGCUGCCGCAGGGAAGGAGAGGCUGAGGGGGCGGGAGAGAGGGAAUAAUCCCGGACGGUGCCGGUGCUGUUGCCGCAUCCCUUUUGUUAUUUAUCGCGGUCGGGGAAGAGGAGGAAGAAAACCGGGGAGAGGGCACUUUCCUCCUCUAAAACCGACCGGUCAAAGCCGCCAGUGCGCUGAAGCCGCUGCCCCGGACAAGCGGGCGGAGGAAGACUUUGAUGGGGAAAAGCUUUUUCUCCCCUGAUGCAUCGGUCAUUUGAACUGUAAAGGAAUCGCCGAGGGGGCGAGGGGACUUGGAGAGAGAGGCUAUCCAAACGACUCCACUGAGGCUCCUCCGCCCCCUCCAAGAUGAUGCUUAGCCCGGACCAAGCUGCCGACUCCGACCACCCCUCCUCGGCGCCCUCCGACCCGGAGUCCCUGGGCGGCGCGGACGCCCAGGCGCUCAGCUGCUGCGUCUCGGACCCGGAGCCCGCCGAGGGCGGCGGCGGCGAGGGCCGGGGCGGCGGCGGCGGCGGCGGGGAGGGCCGCGGCGGGGGCCGGCCCGGGCUGCACCCGCCGCCGCUGAGCCGGGAGGAGAAGCGCCGGCGGCGCCGCGCCACGGCCAAGUACCGCUCGGCCCACGCCACGCGUGAGCGGAUCCGCGUGGAGGCCUUCAACCUGGCCUUCGCCGAGCUGCGCAAGCUGCUGCCCACCCUGCCCCCCGACAAGAAGCUCUCCAAGAUCGAGAUCCUGCGCCUCGCCAUCUGCUAUAUCUCCUAUCUCAACCACGUGCUGGACGUGUAGCGCCCGACGGACGCCCGGAGCCCCGGGACCCCCAGUCCCGCCGCCCCGGGUCCGGCCGCGGCGGGCAGCGCCUUCCCCGGGGCGGGCGGCGGGCCGGGGGGUCCCUGCUGCUUGUGCUCCCCCCGGAGGGCUCCCGCCCGGUCCAGAGCCCGCUUUUCGAAGAGAAGUGUAAAACCGGAUUGUCUCUUCAGGCUGUCAAGUGCCCCUUUAUAUAUAUCCAAAAACAUCUACUUGUGACCUUAAACGUGUGACCCAUGGGUGCAGUUAAAAAUAACUAUUUUUUAUUUAUGGUAGAAGGAGUUGACAAUUUAUUUUUUUCAAGAUUUAUUUAUUUUUCAGAGUGGUGGCAAUUUUACUUUGGAUACUUCGUGCCAAUUGGUUUCUAUAGUCGGGUGUUUACACUUUCUCCUGUGGAAUAUUAUGUUUGACUUUAUGAGUGUUUGUUGGGAUCAAUACAGUGUUAAUUUUAUUUUCUUUUUAAUUUAUUUUUUCCCUCCAAUUAUAUUGCACUUGUGUACCACAACCCCCCCCCCCCCUGUUUAUAAGUAUAUUUUAUAUAUAUCAAGGCAUUUGUUCUUGACCUUUUUCUUUCUUUCCUUGUGUGGGAUCAACAACCACUAGCACUUAACUAGGAGAGUUUUUUCUUUUUUUAAAACUUGUUGUUAUUCUGAUCUAUAGUUGCGUCUGAAGAGUACUUUGAAAAUCGUUUAUAAGGGAAGUAGUUUCUUUGUGGGUGUAUAUGUGCGUGUGUGUACACAUGCAUGUGUGUGGGAGUGAGCGUGGGUGUGUAUGUGUGUGGUAUAUUUUUAGGAAAGGACAUUUUUUCCUAAAAAAAAAAGAAAAAAAAAAAGAAAGAAAAGUAAAUCCAGGACUGCUUUCCUUUGUGACAACCAAAAAAAUUCUAUAACCUGAAAAUGUUUCAUGUUCUUUGCUGUAAAUCUCUUAAAACAAGAAGCGCAUUUUAGGGACAAAAGAGAAAAAGAAAAAAAAACACAUCUGCUAUCCAAAGAUUUUAGUCUUUUUCAGGGUUUUUUUGUGUGUCUAUGUUGCUUUAUAUAAUGCAAUAUUUUGUAGUGAAAAUAGAUAAAUCUGGUUUCUAUCUGAUGCGUUUUUCAUAUCUCUCAUGAAUGGUGAGCUGUUUUGCAUAUAAAUAAAAGUAUCAAAUAAAAGCUGUUUUUUCCUAA
Taeniopygia guttata (zebra finch) is the source of this 2670-nucleotide messenger RNA. RefSeq names its product nescient helix-loop-helix 2 (gene NHLH2). Gene Ontology annotation, molecular function: RNA polymerase II cis-regulatory region sequence-specific DNA binding; DNA-binding transcription factor activity, RNA polymerase II-specific; protein dimerization activity. Gene Ontology annotation, biological process: regulation of transcription by RNA polymerase II. Lineage: Eukaryota; Metazoa; Chordata; Aves; Passeriformes; Estrildidae. The record is from RefSeq and is a predicted model, not a curated record.